This is a messenger RNA of Gracilinanus agilis (Agile Gracile Mouse Opossum), 743 nucleotides long. RefSeq names its product ENY2 transcription and export complex 2 subunit (gene ENY2). The record is from RefSeq and is a predicted model, not a curated record. Lineage: Eukaryota; Metazoa; Chordata; Mammalia; Didelphimorphia; Didelphidae. Gene Ontology annotation, molecular function: chromatin binding; transcription coactivator activity. The transcript is spliced from 5 exons. Gene Ontology annotation, biological process: positive regulation of DNA-templated transcription; poly(A)+ mRNA export from nucleus; regulation of transcription by RNA polymerase II. Gene Ontology annotation, cellular component: SAGA complex; nuclear pore; DUBm complex. Bases 258 to 548 code for a protein of 96 amino acids.
UAACCUGCAAUGCAUGCUGGGAAGGAUAGUUUUUUGUGAUUCUUAUUUUUGAGGUCUGAACGCAACUCCUCCAUUGGCUCAGACUCGUUCAUCCAGAAGGCUAAGAGAAUAGAAAAGCGGUCACGUAUACAGUGUAAGGCUUUAUUAGGACCCGCUACGCCCCGGAAAUACUUCUUCUCGCUUCCUGUGGUUGUUGGUUUAAGGCGUAGCUUCAGGACAGAGAAUUGACGGAGAGAAGAAUACGGUAGAUUAGCAAAAUGAACAAAGAUGCACAGAUGAGAGCAACUAUUAACCAGAAAUUGAUAGAAACUGGAGAACGAGAACGGCUUAAAGAGUUGCUAAGAGCUAAAUUAAUUGAAUGUGGCUGGAAAGACCAAUUAAAGGCUCAUUGUAAAGAUGUGAUUAAAGAAAAAGGGUUAGAACAUGUUACUGUUGAUGACUUGGUGACAGAGAUAACUCCAAAAGGCAGAGCACUUGUACCUGACAGCGUGAAGAAGGAGCUUUUACAAAGAAUAAGAACUUUCCUUGCUCAGCAUGCCAGCCUAUAAGUUGGGUUGGGACACCGCUGCCAUGUAAUUUGAUUUCUUUAGUGCAUAAAAAAUACAUGCCAUACAUUUGAAGUGUGUUUUCUAAAUUAGUUCUUUUAUUUUGUAUGAUGAAUUUUACAUGUUUUGGUAUUGACCUGUGUUGUACUGAUUUUUUUUCUUGAAGAUUAUUUUAAUAAUAAAAAUAAAAUGUAAAUG